Molecule: messenger RNA, 510 nt
Organism: Fusarium odoratissimum NRRL 54006
Lineage: Eukaryota; Fungi; Ascomycota; Sordariomycetes; Hypocreales; Nectriaceae
Product: adenylosuccinate synthetase
Exons: 2
Coding region: 1-510 (169 amino acids)
Biological process (GO): 'de novo' AMP biosynthetic process; IMP metabolic process
Cellular component (GO): cytoplasm
Molecular function (GO): adenylosuccinate synthase activity; nucleotide binding
Source: RefSeq, a predicted model, not a curated record
AUGCAGUCAGUCCAGGAGAGAAAGAACAUCAUUGUGGAAGCGGCGAACGCUCUCAUGCUCGACGUCAACUGUAGCUCAUACCCAUUGAUCACCUCGUCUAACACAACACUUGUCAGCAUCAUCAGCGGUCUUACCUUGAAUCCCAAGAACAUCAUAGAAACGAUCGGAAUAGUGAAGGCCUGUACGGCCCGCGUCGGAGAUUGGCCGGGAAGGGGAAUUCCAACCGGCAGAAGACGCAGAUGUGGAUGGUUCGGCCUUGUUGUUGUCAAAUACAGCACUUCCAUCAACUACUGCAACUUUCUAAACCUCACGAAGCUUGAUGCUCUGGAUACUUUCGACACUAUCAAGGUCGCUAUCGCUUACAAGUUUGAUGGCGUCGAGCUUGAACAUUACCCUGCCGAUCUCGAUAUGCUAGCCCAAGCCGAGGUUGUCUACCACGAGUUGCCGGGAUGGCAGAAGCCAACCACUGGAGCAAACACUUUCUAUGGUCUUCCUAAGCAAGCUCGCUAA